AUGCGCCUCUGCCAACACCAAAUUCUGCUACUACAACAACUACAGCCUCUCCCAGCCCCGUUACUUCUGCAAGGGCUGCCGCCGCUACUGGACCAAAGGCGGCUCCCUCCGCAACGUCCCCGUCGGCGGCGGCUGCCGCAAGAGCCGCCGCUCCUCAAAAUCCUCCCGCUCCGCAGCCCUCCGCGCAACUCCCGCGGCGGAGCCGGAAACCCACAAGACGGCGGCGGCGGGAUCGGAUAUCGAUAUGGCCGUCGUUUUCGCCAAGUUCUUGAACCCCGAUUCGGCGGGGGUCGCGAGCUGCGGGAUGGUGAUGAGCGCCGAGCAGGAUGGGUUUCUGUUCCCGCCGGCGGCGGCGGCGGGAUCGUACGAGUUCUUCGAUCUUUUCCGGGAAGACGGGUUUCUGGAGGCGGCGGCUCUGCCGCCGGGGUUGCAGACAUUGUUGAGCGACGAGAUGGCGCAACUGGAGGCGGCUAUGUGGUCGUCGACGGCGGGGAACGAUCCCGUUCCGGCGACGGCGGCAUGGGAAACGCCGCAGCCGCAGGAGCAGGGGUUUGA
Molecule: messenger RNA, 555 nt
Organism: Linum tenue
Lineage: Eukaryota; Viridiplantae; Streptophyta; Magnoliopsida; Malpighiales; Linaceae
Source: the annotation of a GenBank genome assembly